AUGGAAGCAUACUACUCGGCCUCGGCAUCACAAGACUACUCAUCGUACGAGUACGAGCUGACAGACAACGCCAUGAUCAACACAAUAUCGAGCUCACUGAUAUCCAGCUCUUCACACAGCGCGUCGCCUCGCACGGCAUCACCACCGGCCUCGCCCGGACACAAGCCGCGACUGCCACCGCUUGCGGUGGCUGUGCCGUACUGGUCGGAUGGGCCGAAUGGGCAGGGGAGCAUCACGUCCGAGGAGUACCAAAACGGGUGCUGCUGCACGCGGUGCUUCAUGCGGUGGCGGGCGGGGCUGUACUACAUGUGGCGAUCGUGGCGACUGUACGUCGUCCCGCUUGCUUUCCUCUAUCCGAUCAUCCUCGAGUACUUUGUGGUGCUUAACGUGUACAACGCAGACUUGCUCAACAACUUUGACAUCAUCGAUGAGUACGAGUAUGCAAUGAUGGACAUUGCCGUCUUUCUCGUCAUGCUCGUCUCCAUGUGGAUCUUGCACGUCGAGCCGGCGUUUCUCGAGUUCCUCGGCGUCGUCGCUGCCUUUGCCGCGCACUACUCUUGGGCCUUCCACUCGCCGUUCACCGAGUGGCGGAUCGGGACCAAGUCCGAGAAUGACAUCCGGCAUCGGACCGAAUACUACGAUACCCACGUUCUCGUCUUUGCCAUCUACCUAUCGCUCUUCCUUCGCCGCUUCCCGCUCCCAUCGCACAUCCUCCGCCCGAGUGAUAUCAUGCGAGACGAGGAGGAGACGCUGCAGGCGUCGUCGAUGGCGCUCGGCUCCAAUUACGUGCUCACCCAGUCACGGUCGCAUGCCCGGGCGGCCGGGAUGUCGUCGCGGCAGCGGGCGGCAGCGCGAGCCCGUGUGGAGCACGACAUGACGGACCGACUGAGGCGGAGGCGGGUUGUGGCGGCUCGAAGCCGCAACGCUGUCGCGGAUGUGCCUGACGCCACCGCGGCCAUGCUCAUCCGCGCUGCGCACCGGCUCGACGGUGGCACCAACGACCACGUCGACGUGGCCCAGUCGAAAGCGCUUGUACUCGCCCGGAUGGGCGUUGGCUCGCUCCCGUCGCCGUUCAUUGCCAUGUACAACACAGCGUUGUACAACACGCUCCUCUCGAGCUACCUGGCGUACAUGGCGCAGGUCAUCAUGGGCGCUGACGUCUCGCUGCUGGAGAUUGCCCUCGCGCGAGUGGCGGCGUCAUAUGCCGACGUCCUCCUCCUUUCGCGCGGCACGUCAUGGAUUGCGGCGACGAAGGCUCCGCAGUCGGCGAAGCUGCAGCGGCAAGCCGAGGCCAAAGCCGAGGCGAGGCGGUCGCAGAUUCGAGAGCAAUCACACGUGCCGCUGCCUGACAAGGAUGCGAUGGUGACACCGUCGCGCAAGAGCGCCGAGUAUCGCAAGGCUGUCGCCGACGGGCCUGGUUUUGACAAAUGGGCGGCGUUUUUCCGUGACGAUGUUCUGGAGCACGCGUUCUUUGACGCGCUGUACACGGCACUGCUCCGCACUGCGCUUGCAGUCUUCCCCACCUCGGCCUACGAGCUGAUCAAGACCGAGACCCGUCGCAUGUUUGCCUUGGACGUGUUCAUGCAGCGGGACUCGGAUCCGUCUGCGCUGCGGCGGGUCGAGCAACGCGACCCGGCACUGGCCCAGGCGCCGCAUCUCCACUCGCCGAUCCUCGAUGCGCUCGUCCCGUCGUCACUGGAGAAGCAGCUGCAAGUCGCGUCGCCGUCGCGCUCGCACAUGGCUGGGAUCGGGUCGCCGUCGGUGGCACGGGCGCGGAGCGCGCAUCACGCCAUUGACGGCCCAGGCGCCGGCGCAGUUCUGGUGGCAAGUAUGUCGUUUGCUGGAGAUGCCUACUCGUCUUGAUGAGAGGGAGGAGGAGGUUCAGACGGGCGAACUGGGGCGAGGCUGCGGAGCGCGGCCAGCUGCGCCAGCAGUGCUUCACCGAUGUAGGCAGGGUCCGAUGGGUCGCGACGCGAGGCUUGGCCCGGCAGCGCCUGACCGAGGCAUGCCACAACGAGCGCCGAGGUCAUGUCGUCGAGGACAACGAUGCACUCGGUGAGUGGGACGCCGAUCACCUUGCAAAGGUCGUCGGCAAGGUCGGGGCGCGGUACGUACCGGCGCAGGACGGCGCGACGGGCGGCGCGCAUGGCGGCUGCGAGCUUG
This is a messenger RNA of Thecamonas trahens ATCC 50062, 2163 nucleotides long. RefSeq lists its product as uncharacterized. Bases 1 to 1863 code for a protein of 620 amino acids. The record is from RefSeq and is a predicted model, not a curated record. Lineage: Eukaryota; Apusomonadida; Apusomonadidae. The transcript has 3 exons.